AUGCAUUUUUCUUCUUGGCAUAGGUACGGUGCUUACAAGCGCUGCACGCUUUGCCCUAACAGUGCAAUCCAUUUGGGACUACUCGACGUAUCUGGUUGGAUCAGUGGAAAUUGCGACCCAAAUCAUUGUUAUUUCUUUACCAGCACUACGCCCACUUCUCAAUGCACUUUCGCGGCGUUGGGGGAAGUGGUCGGGCACAGCAACAAGGUCCGGUACCCAGCAGCAACUCAAGGACACAAAACAAAAUACACAGGUGUCAGGCACGAUUAUCAGCUUUCGAAGUAA
Molecule: messenger RNA, 285 nt
Organism: Colletotrichum truncatum
Lineage: Eukaryota; Fungi; Ascomycota; Sordariomycetes; Glomerellales; Glomerellaceae
Source: RefSeq, a predicted model, not a curated record